UCCAAUUGUUUGGCAUGUUAGCUCUUUUAGGAGACAAACCCGGCAUCAUAGAAACCUGUUCUUGUUGAAUCUUUACCCAAACAAGGGAAAGAAAAAAGGGAGAAGGAAAAAUCCCAAAAAGAAAGAAAGUGGAAGGAACAAAUUGAAGGCAAGCAUUGAUCACCAACUUCUCCUUUUGCUCUCCCCUUCAAUCUAACAGCAAAACUCUACUAAACAUUGUUCUUUUCAAAAAACUAGAAACAGCCCAUUUCACCAAACCAUCACAGCAAAAUAGGACACACAACACAUAAACAAUCUCAAGAAACAAACAAAACAAAACAGAUACAGCUUGUUGUCUUUGUCUUUGUCUUGAUGGUUCCCUUCCAAGUCUCCCCUUUUCUUGGUUUGCUGCAAAAAUGCAGAUGUCGUUCUUGAAAACUAGUACGAAACAACGACAAUGAGAGAUGGAGAAGGGAGGAGAGAGAACAAAGAAUGAGUCUUUGUAGGUAGGUAGAAAGAGAGAAAUGAGCAUAGAGAACGUUGGCAUAAUAAAGGCAUGGGAAGCAAAACUUAGGAAAUCACAAGCAACAAAGAAGAAGAAAAACAACAGUGUCUUUCUCACCAUGAUGUCAGCAGCAGUAGCUCAUGUAGAUGAUGAUGAUCCUCCUUGUAAAGAACCUGUACACCAUGCAGAAAAGGCCCUUUGUAAUGGUGAUUUCUACACAGGCCUAUGGCUUGACAACCUCCCUCAUGGACAUGGAAAAUAUCUUUGGACAGAUGGUUGCAUGUAUCUUGGUGAAUGGUAUAAAGGUAAAACAAUGGGAAAGGGUAAAUUUGGUUGGUUUUCUGGUGCGACCUACGAGGGUGAUUUCAAGGGGGGUUAUAUGGAUGGUAGAGGGACCUUUACAGGUUCUUCAGGUGAUGCUUAUAGAGGCUACUGGGUUAUGAAUUUGAGACAUGGACAAGGUACACAGAGUUAUGCUAAUGGUGAUUGUUAUGAUGGUGAUUGGAGAAGAGGUUCACAAGAUGGACAUGGAAGGUACCAAUGGAAUACUUCGAAUCGUUAUAUUGGUCAAUGGAAGAGUGGGUUGAUGAAUGGUAAUGGAACUAUGAUUUGGAGCAAUGGGAAUAGGUAUGAUGGGUUUUGGCAAGAUGGACUGCCUAAAGGAAAUGGGAGUUUUAGAUGGUCAGACGGAAAUUUUUAUGUGGGUUUUUGGAGUAAAGAUCCUAAUGAGCAAAAUGGGACUUAUUAUCCAUCUGGGUCUGCGUCAGGGAAUUUGGAUUGGGAUCCCCAGGAGGUGUUUUUGGAUUUGAACGAUUGUAAGAUUUCUACUUGUGAAAAGAUGUCAAUUUUUCCAUCGCAGAAGAUGUUGAAUUGGUCUGGGGUUCUUGAUCAAGGGAAUGCUAAUCCAGUGAAAGGAAAUGGCGGUGAAGGAAGGCUCAGGAGGAUAUCAGUGGAUGGGAGGCUGAGUAACUACAGCGUGGCUUCAUUAGAUGGCUGUGAUGUUUAUAGUGGUGGGGUUGAUGGGGAUUUGAGGGAUGUAGACGAAGGGUUUGGAAAUCUCCAAGUUGAAGAAUUGGAUCCAAAAAUAUCUAAAUGGAGAACACAGCCUGUGAAGAAGCAAGGGGAAACAAUAUCCAAAGGGCAUAAGAAUUAUGAACUCAUGCUCAAUCUGCAGUUGGGAAUAAGACAUUCGGUGGGACGGCCUGCUCCAGCUAUAUCUCUUGAUCUGAAGUCUUCGGCAUUUGAUCCCAAAGAAAAAGUUUGGACUAAAUUUCCAUCAGAGGGAUCCAAGCACACCCCACCUCACCAGUCUUCUGAGUUCAAAUGGAAGGAUUAUUGCCCUGUAGUUUUCAGGACUCUUAGGAAAUUGUUCAAUGUGGAUGCAGCUGAUUACAUGUUAUCGAUAUGUGGGAAUGAUGCACUUAGGGAACUCUCAUCCCCGGGAAAAAGUGGAAGCUUUUUUUACCUGACAAAUGAUGAUCGCUACAUGAUAAAGACAAUAAAGAAGGCAGAAGUAAAAGUCUUCUUGAGGAUGCUGCCAGCCUACUAUAAUCAUGUUCGGUCUUUUGAGAACACUCUAGUAACCAAAUUUUAUGGUCUUCAUUGCGUAAAAUUAACAGGGCCGAAUCAGAAGAAGGUCCGAUUUGUCAUUAUGGGGAAUCUGUUUUGUUCUGAAUUCUCUAUUCAUCGGCGCUUUGACUUAAAAGGUUCGUCCCACGGUCGCAUGACUUCUAAACCUGAGUCAGAAAUUGAUCCAACAACAACCCUCAAGGACCUUGAUCUCAAUUACAUAUUUCGGUUGCAGAAAUCUUGGUUCCAAGAGUUUUGCAGGCAAGUGGACAGAGAUUGUGACUUCCUUGAACAGGAGAGAAUAAUGGACUACAGUCUUUUGGUUGGUCUACACUUUCGAGAAGCUUCAUACAGGGAAUCCCUCACACCCCCUCGUACUUCUGGAGUUCGGACUCCCACCGGAAUUCGCACUCCUGCUGGAGUUCAGACUCCCAAUGGACUUCGAACUCCCACCGGACUUCACAGUCCUACAGGAAUGGGAGAUGAAACUGAAUCGGGAGCUCCACGCCUUUCCAGAGUGGAUUUGGAUAAGCUUUUCAUCGAUCCCACUCGGUGGGCUUCCAUUAAAUUAGGUAUAAACAUGCCGGCAAGGGUUGAAAAGACAGCCAGGAGAAGAGAUGGUGAAGCUCAGCUAAUUGGAGAACCAACUGGGGUGUUAUAUGAAGUCGUCCUAUUUUUCGGUAUCAUAGACAUUCUACAAGACUAUGAUAUAAGCAAAAAGCUCGAGCACGCAUACAAGUCCAUGCAGUAUGAUCCAACUUCAAUCUCUGCCGUUGAUCCAAAGCAAUACUCAAAACGCUUUCGGGAUUUCAUCUUCAGAGUAUUUGCAGAAGACGCUUGAAGGGUAUAGAUUGAUUAGAAUCGUCAUAUCGCAACCCGUGGCCAUAUAUGUGCUUGGCUAGAGAUGAGAGUACUUAAAUGUAGACUAAAGGUUACUGUUUCACCAUCUAUUUGACCACAGGGAAUGAUUUGUUGCGGCUGGGAAUAGGUUUUCUGAAAUCGGGCAUUGUAUAUUUCCCCUCACCAUCAUAUCUACUAACUUAGUUACAUACGAUAUAUCAUAGGAAAGGUAUAUACCAGAGCUACUCGAGCUUGUUUCAAGUGUAAAUGAGUUAACCAGGUGGAGUACUUACAUAUAUUGAAAUUGAUUCUUUUUGGACCUAA
Messenger RNA from Populus trichocarpa (black cottonwood), 3217 nucleotides. Its product is annotated as phosphatidylinositol 4-phosphate 5-kinase 6. Lineage: Eukaryota; Viridiplantae; Streptophyta; Magnoliopsida; Malpighiales; Salicaceae. Bases 504 to 2894 code for a protein of 796 amino acids. The transcript has 8 exons. The record is from RefSeq and is a predicted model, not a curated record. Gene Ontology annotation, biological process: phosphatidylinositol metabolic process. Gene Ontology annotation, molecular function: ATP binding; 1-phosphatidylinositol-4-phosphate 5-kinase activity.